Linum trigynum is the source of this 5005-nucleotide messenger RNA. The record is from the annotation of a GenBank genome assembly. Lineage: Eukaryota; Viridiplantae; Streptophyta; Magnoliopsida; Malpighiales; Linaceae.
AUGAAAAAAAUCAUUGCGGACCAGUUCUUUGAUAACGGGAUAUGACACAAAAGAAGGCCAACGUGCGUUGGAUUUUGCCUGUAGCCGUAGCCUGCCAGCAACGGACAAGCUUGCACAUUUUACUUCCUGCUUUCAAUUCAGCACCUCGAAAUGUUGAUUUACACAUUCCAAUCCCUUACCAUUUUCAUGUAUUGCCAGAGCUGUAUUUUGAAGGCACGGUUCUGCUCGAGGUGGCUCGUCAUCUCACUUACAUUCUUCUCAAAGCUAGUUGUGAUAUAGAUAGGAAAAUAUGAAAGGAAAAAAAUUGUAUUGUAGGGGCGGGAAUGUGAAAAUGAGAAAUUGGGGAGACUAAAAUGGUAAGAGAAAAAAAAAGGGAAAGAAAAGACUGGUGUGGUGGGGAGCAAAGGACAAAUGCCACCGAACGUUGACCUAAAUUCUCAACCGGAAGAGAAGAGGGCAGGCGGCAGGAGGCCUGGCAGGAAAGACGAAACCCUAGAGAGCCGCGAGAUACGAAUUGAAGCAACCAAUCAAUACAGAACAAAAAGGAAAGAAAUGAAAUUCUUAAGCAGGCCGCGUUGUUAAAAUGUAAAUUCUUUAUUAAAUUCAUUGAAUGUCUGUCUCUGUAAUAAAGCCCUUUGUUCUUCUGUUCUGCAGCUUCUUCCAUCACAUUCCUUUUCCUCCUGCUUCAUUUCAUUUCCAUCCUGAAGCCUACCUUUCCAUUUCUGCACACCAAGAAAUUACCCCCUACCAAAUUUGACCUUUCUCCCUGUCAACCUGGAUUGGCUCUGUCAAUCUCUGUCCUACAGAGACAAUUGAUUCGGAGUUCUUCCAGAGGGAUAUAAAAAGGGCUUUUUUUCUCUGGGUUCCCCUGUUUUUCUCCUUCUAAUUCUUUCUCCUCGUGUUCCCUGAUUCCUUAAAUUUGUAAAGUCGGGGGCUUUAUUCAUUUUCCGCACAAUAUUCAUCUCUUCCCGCUCUUUGUUGUCCUGGGUUUUGGCUUUUGUGGUCUCUCGUUUUCUUGAUCUUCCGGGGCAGCUGGGGGUUUUGAUCGAAGAGUCGGAAAGCAACUUGUUAUUUCUCCUGGGUUUUGUCUUUGAUUGCUGGUUUUUGCUAACUCCGUAGAUCCCUGAAGAAAAAAUUACAAUCGGGAAAUGGGAAAGCCAACGGGGAAGAAGACUACUCCUCAAUCUCCCAGAACGCCGAGAACGCCCAGAAGCGAUAGCAGCAAUAGCAACGUUAAGCAGCAGCCCAAGCUAUCUUCCGAUAAGUCUUCGAAGGCCUUUGACGAGGACACAGCAAUCUUCAUCAGCAUGGCACAGGAGCUCAAAGAAGAAGGCAACAGGCUGUUCCAGAAGCAUGACCAUGAAGGGGCCAUGUUAAAGUACGAGAAGGCUGUCAAGCUACUUCCCAAGAACCACAUCGAUGUUGCUUAUCUGCGCAGCAAUAUGGCCGGUUGCUAUAUGCAAAUGGGUCUUGGUGAGUAUCCUCGAGCUAUUAAUGAGUGUAAUUUGGCUUUGGAGGUUUCUCCCAAAUACAGUAAGGCCUUGUUGAAGAGAGCUAGAUGUUAUGAGGCCUUGAAUCGAUUGGAUUUGGCUUGGAGAGAUGUUAAGCACGUUUUGACCAUGGAACCCAGUAACUCUGCUGCCCUUGAGAGUCUGGAGAGUAUUAAACAGGCUAUGGCUGAUAAGGGUAUGAGUUUUGAUGAACAGUCGGUUGCUGCUGAGGAGGCAGAGAAGGUUGCUGGUGCCUCUCGUUUGCGGAAAGUUGUGAAAGAGAAGAUAAAGAAGAAGAAGAAGGGUGAUAAAGUAGAGGAGAAGAAGGCAGAUGAGAAGGAGAAAGUUGUUGUGGAGGAUAAGAAAGUGACUCCUGUGAUUAAGACGAAAGAGGUGAUUGUGAAGACUGUUCAGGCUGAGAGAGUGGUGACGAAAGAGGUUAAAGAAGAACAGAAGCCGGUUUCCAAGACCGUGAAGUUGGUCUUAGGGGAAGACAUAAGGUGGGCACAGUUGCCUGCGAAUUGUUCUGUUGGGUUGCUAAGGGAUAUAGUUCUGGACAGGUUUCCUGGCUUGAAAGGUGUUCUUGUGAAGUAUAGGGACCAAGAGGGUGAUUUGGUUACUAUUACGUCCACGGAUGAGCUGAAGUUAGCAGAAGCAUCUAUUGGUUCACAGGGAUCUCUUAAGUUCUAUGUUGUCGAGGUUAGUCUGGAUCUAGAGCCAGCUUAUGAGCGGACAAAGAAAGAGGAGAAUGGAAAUGUUGGCAGCCAGGAACAAACCCUUGUUGUUCCUGAGAAUGGGAAUGGUGGGGGAGGAAGCAAUGACCCCCAAAACGAGGCUGCUUCUAUCGAUGAUUGGAUUAUCCAGUUUGCGCGACUGUUCAAGAACCAUGUCGGGUUCGAUUCUGAUAGUUAUUUGGAUAUUCAUGAACUGGGGAUGAAGCUUUACUCAGAGGCAAUGGAGGAUACUGUAACAAGUGAAGAAGCCCAGGAGCUGUUUGAUAUUGCUGCGGACAAAUUUCAAGAGAUGGCAGCAUUGGCCUUAUUCAAUUGGGGGAAUGUUCACAUGUCAAGAGCUAGGAAGAGGGUCUUUUUCCCUGAAGACGGUUCCAGGGAGACCUUACUGGAACUAAUUAAGAGUGCCUAUGAAUGGGGGAAGACUGAAUAUACGAAGGCUGGAGAGAGAUACCGCGAGGCCCUUAAAUUGAAACCAGAUUUCUAUGAAAGUCUUCUGGCACUUGGUCAGCAGCAGUUUGAGCAAGCAAAGCUUUGUUGGUAUCAUGCUAUUGGUAGCAAGAUCGAUUUGGAGAAUGGGCCUUCUGAGGAGGUGCUAGACCUGUACAACAAGGCUGAAGACUGCAUGGAAAGAGGUAUGCAGAUGUGGGAGGAGAUUGGGGAGCAGCGCCAAAAUGGAAUCUCCAAAUUUGACAAGUAUAAAUCUCAGCUAGAGAAAUUAGGGAUGGACAAUCUAUUGAAAGAACUAUCACCUGAAGAAGCUGCAGAGCAGGCGGCAAACAUGAGCUCCCAGAUAAACCUCUUAUGGGGAACUAUGCUGUAUGAACGUUCUGUUGUGGAGUAUAGGCUAGAGCUACCAACUUGGGAAGAAUGUCUCGAGGUUGCCGUUGAAAAGUUUGAACUUGCUGGAGCUUCUCCAACAGAUAUAGCAGUUAUGAUAAAGAACCACUGUUCCAAUGUAACAGCUUUUGACGGUUUGAGCUUCAAAAUUGAUGAGAUAGUACAAGCAUGGAAUGAAAUGUAUGAUGCUAAGAGGUGGGAGAUUGGUGUUCCAUCUUUUAGGUUAGAGCCAUUGUUUCGUCGCCGGGCUCCAAAGCUUCACUAUAUGUUGGAGUCAUUUUGAUACUUUAUGGGUAGUUGGGCAUUCUUGGAGUGUUGUUAUACAGAUUCUUCAGAUUUUUUGGUGGUCCAUCUUGCAAAAGGGUUACGUUGUUACCAGUCAAAUAUAGGUAAGCAUUUUAUCUGUUCAUCUAGUAACUUUGAACUAUUGGAUUUAAGUCAUGCCAUAUCCUCUUCUGUUGCUUUCUAGUUAUCCUGGAAACUAAUUUCUAGGGUCGCGAGCUAAGGCACUAAGGUAGAGUUUGGUUGGAAUUAUGUGCUUGUAGUAGUUCCAUCAAAAUCCAAAUUGAGGAUGCUCUGAUAAAAAUCUGAUAUCAGUCCAUGCAUAUGCUAACUAGUAGGGUGCCUAGCCUAUGUAGUUGAUUGUAUGUGCAUAGAAUAUGACUUAAAAAAUACUCCAACUAGUUGUGGUUGAAAGUUGAAACAUCUUAGGUGAAGAACUCAACUAUGAACAAACAGAGAUUUAUGUGAUGAAGUACUAAAUCUAUCCACUGCAGACAAGCUGUGCUUGUUGCUGACUUCUGAAGGAAAAUAGGUUGAAGUUAACUUUUCUGUACAUCGGAUUGACGAUAAGUUUCACUUGAUAAAUUAUUUUCCGAUGCUGGGUUGCUUUGAGUAUGAUUUGGAGCUUCUAGAAAUUAGUGUUGUUAGCCAGUGGUUUCUUUAGUUGGUGCUUUGUUUAGUCGACAUUUGCGUGUUCUGCAUUUAUAAGCAGCUUUCUGUGGUUUUCGUCGGACUUGUAUCCUAGUAAUAACCAUAAUUUAUCUAAUAUAAUUCAUUCUGUCAAAUUGGACAUCUGCUGUCUCUGGAUGGUUUCAGCAUGCCUAUUAACCCUUCUCUAGAUAGUCCAUAAAUGAGAACCAAUUUUAAUCCAGGUUUCGUUUAGAUAUCUUGAAGUUGCAGGUAUGAAUCAAAAUUCUUUAAUUCCAUGCGUUCCUGCAUAACAAAUUUGAGCUAAAAAACUAGGUUCAUAUGCAUUACCAUCUAUUGUUCUAGUUUCUACUAUUCCUAUGGCUCUGGAAAUUAUCUGAGCUGCUUUUCUAUACAUGCUUUGAGUGCCCAUGGGGAACUGACUCCUGUUUUGUUUGUGAUUGCAGGUCUUUUUUCUUUUAUUGGAUUUGGAACUUGGGUAAGUUUCAGUUUUACAGCUAUUGUUUGCUCGUGGAGAGCGAAUGAUGGGUGGAGAGUUUGGUGUUCUGGGUUUGGAAAGUAUUGAGCUUUCACCCUCCAUUUUGGCUUGGAGGGGAUUUUGGAUUUGGGUUGUGAAGAACCAGCACAUGUUGCUCACGUUUACUUCCAUACUUUUGGUUGCUUUUCCUGUUCUGGGUGGUUUUGGCUUUUUUUUUUCUUUUUUCGUUAUGGGUUAUAGUGUAAGUUUUUUUUUUUGACGAAUUGUUAUAUUGUAAGUUAAAGGGGUGGAAAUAGAAGAAGGGUAUAUGUUGUGUUUUGUAUCACUGAGAAACAAUAAAGAGUGGUGGCAAAGGGCAAAAAGCCACUGCCUUUUGAUCGUUGUUGUAUAUUUGGGGAUUUGAUGCUUGUGAUAUUCCUACUGUUAUGAAUAGCAUUCAAUUGUUAUUUGUCUUCUCUUAUUGUGGAUGGAAUUCAAGGAUAUAUUCUUUCCGUACUAUGGCGAUAUCUAUAAUCUAAUAGAUUGCAACAUUGUUG